AGGUUACUGUCUGAAACGGAUCCGUCUCGUAUCGCUACGUAUCCGUCAGCAUGUUCAGUUGUGCCCGGCCUAAGCAACAAGCAACGAGAAUUAUGCAUUCGCCAUCCGGUUACAAUGAAAUUUCUUAUUGAUGGUUUGAGAAUGGCAAUAUCCGAAUGUCAGCAAGCGUUUAGUAAUCAAGUGUGGAAUUGUACGCUUACUACACCUGGUGUAGGAACGACACCGUUGAAAAUAGCAUCGAAGGAAUCGGCAUUUGUGUAUGCGAUAGCGUCCGCUGGUGUGAGUCAUUCGCUUGCGAAAGCAUGUGCUAAAGGUCUCAUUGAUGACUGCGGUUGUGGACCGAUCCCCUCGUCACUGUCGAAUAAGUUCGUCUGGGCCGGUUGCUCGGAUAAUGUACGAUAUGGAAAUUCCUUUGGAAGAAAGUUCAUAGAUGUCACCGAUAAGGUUCACACUCUGAUGAAUCUGCACAACAAUCGAGUAGGGCGCCGUCUUCUUGCCAGCCGAAUGGGAAAAGAGUGUAAAUGUCAUGGCGUAAGUGGGAGCUGUGUAACGAAGACCUGUUGGAAAGUGGUGCCAAGGUUUGACGAGUUCUCAGAGCUGUUGAUGCAUAAGUACGAGAUGGCUCAACAAGUGACUGUUGCUCCUCAUGGCACGACCUUAAUGGUGCGUGAACCUGUGCUAGACGGGAAACGUGACUUGGUUUAUCUGGAUUCCUCACCCGACUACUGCUCAGUGGAUACUCGAGGUCGCCAUUGUGGAAAUAAUUGUGACGAGAUUUGUUGCGGACGAGGUUGGGACACUGUAAGGGAAGUGGUAGACGAACCAUGCCAAUGUCGAUUUAUAUGGUGUUGUGAUGUAAAGUGCAAAACCUGUAAGAAAAUAGUUGAUCGUAAUUUUUGUCGUUAG
Haemonchus placei is the source of this 906-nucleotide messenger RNA. Lineage: Eukaryota; Metazoa; Nematoda; Chromadorea; Rhabditida; Trichostrongylidae. The record is from the annotation of a GenBank genome assembly.